Molecule: messenger RNA, 897 nt
Organism: Saprolegnia parasitica CBS 223.65
Lineage: Eukaryota; Oomycota; Saprolegniomycetes; Saprolegniales; Saprolegniaceae
Exons: 6
Coding region: 1-897 (298 amino acids)
Biological process (GO): intracellular protein transport
Cellular component (GO): endosome
Source: RefSeq, a predicted model, not a curated record
AUGUCGACGAUCGACAUCAAGCUCGCCCGCGUCGACCGCAUCUACCGGCCCCAUGAGCUCGUCCAAGGUCAUGUCAUCAUCCAUGCGACCAACGCGUUCGCCCACCAAGGCAUUAGCAUGCGCGUCGAGGGCAGCGCGAAGCUCCAGCUGAGCGCCAAGAGCGUCGGGCUCUUCGAGGCCUUUUACAACACGGUCGCGCCGCUCGAGCUCGUCUACUUCCACAUCCCGAUCAUCGGUCCGGGCAAGGUGCCGGUGGGGAUCACCAAGGUGCCAUUUGAGUUUGAGCUGCUCGGCGCCAACCCCAAGCAGUGCUUUGUCGAGACGUACCAUGGCGUGUACGUCAGCGUCAAGUACGACAUCAUAUGCGACUGCGUUCGCGGCCUCAUGAAGAAGAACCUCCACAAGACGCUCGAGUUCAUCGUCGAGGUCCCGCUGCGCGACGCGCUGCCCGACGCUCCGGAAGAGUUUACCAUCACGCCCGACAAGAUCGAAAACCUCCGCGUUCGCAACACGAUGCGCAACAUCCCAUCCUUCCGCAUCUCGGGGCGCAUCCACCGAACCAACUGCCCCGUCAACAUGCCCUUUACGGGCGAGAUCACGGUCGAGGCGGCGUCCGCGCCCAUCAAGAGCAUCGAGCUCCAGCUCAUCCGGGUCGAGAGCGUGGUACACGCCGAAGGCAUCGCCCGGGACGCGACCGAGAUCCAGAACGUCCAGAUUGGCUGGGGCAAUGUGACGCAGCAGGUUGCAAUCCCGAUCUACAUGAUCUUCCCGCGCUUGUUUACGUGCCCGUCCAUGCUCACGCCAGGCUUCAAGGUGCAGUUCGAGGUCAAUGUUGUCGUGCUCUUCGAAGACGGCUACAUGAUCACCGAGAACUUCCCGAUCCAUCUCUACCGCUGA